Molecule: messenger RNA, 2691 nt
Organism: Manacus vitellinus (golden-collared manakin)
Lineage: Eukaryota; Metazoa; Chordata; Aves; Passeriformes; Pipridae
Gene: SV2C
Product: synaptic vesicle glycoprotein 2C
Exons: 12
Coding region: 118-2301 (727 amino acids)
Biological process (GO): chemical synaptic transmission; transmembrane transport
Cellular component (GO): membrane
Molecular function (GO): transmembrane transporter activity
Source: RefSeq, a predicted model, not a curated record
AUUACAGCUUCACAUGUACUUGGGCUUUUUCUACUGAUGUCCAACACAAAAUAGAUAUUCCAAAAAGUAUUCAGCCGGUACCUCUGUGACAUAACAACAGUCUUUCUUUGAUACAAGAUGGAGGACACAUACAAAGAUAGGACUUCACUAGUGAAAGGAGCCAAAGAUAUUGCCAAAGAGGUGAAGAGACAAGCAGUUAAAAAAGUAAAUAAAGCUGUUGACAAAGCCCAGGAUGGUUACACACAGAGGUCCUACAAUCGAUUCCAGGAUGAGGAAGAUGACGAUGAUUACUAUGUCCAAGGAGGAAAUUAUGGUGUAGAAGCUAAUGAUGAUGAAGGAUCAAGUGAAGCAACUGAAGGACAUGAUGAAGAUGAUGAAAUUUAUGAAGGGGAGUAUCAGGGAAUCCCCAGCAUGGGGCAGGAAAAGGAUGACGUGGUGGCCUUAGGUCAACCUAUGCAUGAUGAAUAUAAGGAUCGCCAUGAACUGGAAACAGAGAGAAAAGCUGAUGAAGAAGAGCUAGCACAGCAAUAUGAAUUAAUAAUACAAGAAUGUGGCCAUGGUCGUUUCCAGUGGGCCCUCUUCUUUGUGUUGGGAAUGGCCCUGAUGGCUGAUGGGGUGGAAGUUUUCGUAGUUGGAUUUGUGUUGCCAAGUGCAGAAACAGAUAUGUGUAUACCGAAUUCUGGAUCAGGAUGGCUUGGUAGCAUAGUGUACCUUGGGAUGAUGGUGGGGGCAUUCUUCUGGGGAGGCUUGGCAGACAAGGUGGGAAGGAGACAGUCACUCCUGAUAUGUAUGUCUGUCAAUGGAUUCUUUGCCUUCCUUUCAUCAUUUGUCCAGGGCUAUGGCUUCUUCCUCUUCUGUCGCUUGUUUUCUGGAUUUGGGAUCGGUGGAGCACUGCCAACAGUCUUCGCCUAUUUUUCGGAAGUGCUUGCUCGGGAGAAACGAGGUGAACACCUGAGCUGGCUCUGUAUGUUUUGGAUGAUUGGUGGUAUUUACGCUUCUGCAAUGGCUUGGGCAAUAAUUCCUCAUUAUGGAUGGAGUUUCAGCAUGGGAUCUGCCUACCAGUUCCACAGCUGGCGAGUAUUUGUGAUUGUCUGUGCACUGCCCUGUGUCUCUUCUGUGGUAGCCCUGACCUUUAUGCCGGAAAGCCCACGGUUCCUGCUGGAGGUUGGAAAACAUGAUGAAGCUUGGAUGAUACUCAAGCAAAUUCAUGACACAAACAUGCGUGCUCGUGGUCAGCCUGAGAAAGUCUUCACAGUUACCAGAAUCAAAACACCAAAGCAGAUAGAUGAGCUCAUAGAAAUAGAGAGUGAUACUGGAACUUGGUACAGGAGGUGUUUUGUAAGAAUCCGCACAGAGCUGUAUGGUAUUUGGUUGACGUUUAUGAGAUGCUUCAACUACCCGGUGAAGGAUAAUACGAUCAAACUUACGGCUGUAUGGUUCACCCUGUCUUUUGGCUACUAUGGCUUAUCUGUCUGGUUUCCUGAUGUCAUUAAACAUCUGCAGUCGGAUGAGUAUGCAUCCCGAGUGAAACAUUUCCGCAAUGAGGAGGUUUCACACUUUGUCUUCAACUUCACACUGGAAAAUCAGAUUCACAGCAAUGGAGAAUACAUCAAUGACAGGUUUAUUAUGAUGAAGUUUAAAUCGGUAACAUUUGAAGAUUCACUUUUUAAGAACUGUGUGUUUGAAGACAUUACUUCACUGAACACAUACUUCAGGAACUGUACUUUUGUGAAUACCACCUUCUACAACACAGAUCUGGAGCAGUAUAAAUUUGUUGACAGUGAAUUGAUAAAUUGCACAUUUUUUCACAUCAGGACAGGAUGCCAGAUUUCUUUUGAUGAUGACUACAGUGCCUACUGGAUCUACUUUGUUAAUUUCCUGGGAACUUUGGCAGUGUUACCAGGGAAUAUUGUGUCUGCUCUCCUGAUGGAUAGAAUAGGACGGUUAACGAUGCUAGGUGGUUCCAUGGUCCUUUCUGGCAUCAGCUGUUUUUUCCUGUGGUUUGGGACCAGUGAAUCCAUGAUGAUAGGUAUGCUGUGCCUCUACAACGGCCUCACCAUCUCAGCGUGGAACUCUCUAGAUGUCAUUACUGUGGAGCUGUAUCCUACAGACAGAAGGGCAACAGGCUUUGGCUUUCUGAAUGCACUAUGCAAAGCUGCAGCUGUACUUGGAAACCUAAUAUUUGGUUCCCUUGUUGGUAUCACCAAAGCAAUCCCUAUUCUUCUUGCUUCUACUGUUCUGGUAUGUGGAGGUCUGGUAGGACUUCGGCUUCCUGAUACAAGAACACAGGUGUUGAUGUAAACGGGAAAAAUGGGAAAAACAUUUACUAUUUAUUUCCUUCUUUGUACAAAUGUCAACUCUCCUGACCAAUGGUGCAAAGGCUUCAGAUUCUCAACAUAGAGUACAGUGCUCAAAUGUCAGAUAUCAAACUCGAAAGAUACUUUGGAAUAGCAGAGAUUUAGAAACCUCUGUAUGAAAAUUUAAAUUUCACUUUUGUUUGCUUGCAUACAUUAAUGUUCAAAACCAUUUAACUUCAAACUGUAAAGCUACCUCUUAAAACAGUUUUGGUGACAUAUCCAUGAAGGUAAAAAAUAUACUGAUUACCAGAUAUUUAAAAUGAAAGCAGUCACAUUGUUUAAAAAUCACAUGCUAAAUUUGGCCAUGGCAUUGUGAGCUUUUGUAAUAUACAGA